This is a messenger RNA of Emericellopsis cladophorae, 1134 nucleotides long. RefSeq lists its product as uncharacterized. Bases 1 to 1134 code for a protein of 377 amino acids. Lineage: Eukaryota; Fungi; Ascomycota; Sordariomycetes; Hypocreales; Bionectriaceae. The transcript is spliced from 5 exons. Gene Ontology annotation, cellular component: vacuole; membrane. Gene Ontology annotation, biological process: regulation of intracellular pH. The record is from RefSeq and is a predicted model, not a curated record.
AUGCCUGGAGCACCCUCCUCCUCCUGGGGCCUGUACACGGCCAGGAUACAGUCACUUCUGCGGCACCCAGACAUGAAAGUAGUCGUUGCGUUCUGGCUAUUCGGCCUCAUCAACAACGUUCUCUACGUCAUCAUCCUUUCUGCCGCCCAAGAUCUCGUCGGAUCCGUUCCCAAGGGCGUCGUCCUUCUCGCGGACGUAUUGCCGUCGUUCCUCACAAAGCUGAUCGCACCAUACUUCAUCCAUCGAAUCCCGUAUAACAUCCGAGUCCUCGUCUUCAUCGCCCUCUCCGCGGUCGGCAUGCUCAUGGUCGCGCUCACACCGCCCUCCAAAUCCGUGGCUGUGAAAAUGGCCGGCGUGGUGCUGGCCAGCUUGAGCAGUGGGGGCGGUGCAGCAGGGCUUGUGGGUGCCGGCUUGUACGUGGUCCUCACCGAGUGGUGGGGGUUCAGCGUCAAGGACAGCCUCCUUUUCUCCGCCUGCUUACCCGUGGUGAUGUUUGUGAGCUUCUUUGUGAUCCUGCCGAGGGGACCGUUACGUGAUGCCACGAGGAGGAGGGAAUACGACGCCUUGCCCGACGACGACGACGACGAAAGUGCGACGCGUGCUCCGCCCGAAACUGCCCUGUUGAACCCCGAGCCAGGUGCCGUGACUGCAGCGUAUCCAGCCGGACGGCAUCCCGGGGAGGCGCAUUCGUUGACGGCCAACCUCAAGCGGGCCAGAGCCCUUGUCGUCCCUUAUAUGAUGCCGCUGUUUCUCGUCUACGUGGCCGAAUACACCAUCAAUCAAGGCGUGGCACCAACCCUCCUAUUCCCGGUGGAGGAGUCGCCUUUCCGCGAAUUCAGAGGCUUCUACCCAUUUUACGGGUUCCUCUACCAGCUCGGUGUCUUCAUAUCCAGAUCCUCGACUCCAUUUAUCCGGAUACUGUACUUCUUCAUACCCUCCGUCUACAUCGUCUUUGUGGUCAUCUUCUGGGAGGGCUUACUAGGCGGAGCGGUUUUGGGCGCUGCAACUGUGAGCGACAGCGGUGGCAUAUGCGUUGCUGCCUUGAUUGGCAUCGCUCUUGAGCCCCGGCUCUGCGCCUACCAAGUGGCCCAUGGGAGAGACUGGUGUCGACAGAUCAAAGCGUCGCAUUCAUAG